UGAAUUUCUCUUUCUUGACAUCUUUUAUGUUUCUAUGCAUUUUGCAUCACCCGCUUUCAUUUUUUUUGAAAUCCAACUACAACAGAUUUUAACUUUUUGUUUUUCUUUUACUGGGUGGUGUGUCUCUCUCUGUCCUGAAUUUUUUACAAACCUGCUGUUUUUGAAUUAUUUUUUCCCUUUAUUUUUCUUUCUCAAUAUGACCCCAGGAGCCAACACAAAGAAAAGCGCAGAUGAUAUAACCAGUAAUGAGCGUGGUGACGACGAAGACAUCCACGACCAGAGCAGCAAGAAGCCGGUGAUGGUGUAUAUCCACGGCGGGUCCUACAUGGAGGGGACCGGCAACAUCAUCGACGGGAGCAUCCUGGCCAGCUACGGCAAUGUCAUCGUCAUCACAAUCAACUACCGGCUGGGGAUUUUAGGGUUCUUAAGUACCGGUGACCAGGCGGCCAAGGGCAACUACGGGCUCCUGGAUCAGAUCCAAGCCCUACGAUGGAUCGAGGAGAAUGUCGGGGCCUUCGGUGGGGACCCCAAACGAGUGACCAUCUUUGGCUCGGGCGCGGGAGCCUCCUGCGUCAGUCUCCUGACCUUGUCCCACUAUUCAGAAGGCUUGUUCCAGAAAGCUAUCAUCCAGAGCGGGACCGCCCUGUCCAGCUGGGCCGUCAACUACCAACCUGCCAAGUACACUCGGAUACUGGCGGAUAAAGUCGGCUGCAACAUGCUGGACACCACGGACAUGGUCGAGUGCCUUCGGAACAAGAACCACAAGGAGCUCAUCCAGCAGACCAUCACCCCCGCCACCUACCACAUCUCCUUCGGGCCCGUCAUCGACGGCGAUGUCAUCCCCGACGACCCCCAGAUCCUCAUGGAGCAGGGCGAGUUCCUCAAUUACGACAUCAUGCUGGGCGUCAACCAGGGGGAGGGCUUGAAGUUCGUGGACGGCAUCGUGGACAACGAGGACGGCGUGACCCCCAACGACUUCGACUUCUCCGUGUCCAACUUUGUGGACAACCUCUACGGCUACCCGGAAGGGAAGGACACCUUGAGGGAGACCAUCAAAUUCAUGUACACGGACUGGGCGGACAAGGAGAACCCAGAAACCCGACGGAAGACCCUGGUAGCGCUCUUCACCGACCACCAGUGGGUGGCCCCCGCCGUGGCCACGGCGGACCUGCACGCCCAGUACGGGUCUCCCACCUACUUCUACGCCUUCUACCACCACUGCCAGAGCGAAAUGAAGCCCAGCUGGGCAGACUCAGCCCACGGCGACGAGGUCCCCUACGUCUUCGGCAUCCCCAUGAUUGGCCCGACCGAGCUCUUCAGCUGCAACUUCUCCAAGAACGAUGUCAUGCUCAGCGCGGUGGUCAUGACGUACUGGACGAAUUUCGCCAAAACCGGCGACCCUAACCAGCCCGUUCCUCAGGACACCAAGUUCAUCCACACGAAACCCAAUCGCUUCGAGGAGGUGGCCUGGUCCAAGUACAACCCCAAAGACCAGCUGUAUCUGCACAUCGGCCUGAAGCCCAGAGUGAGGGAUCACUACCGAGCCACCAAGGUGGCCUUCUGGCUGGAACUCGUCCCCCACCUGCACAACUUGAACGAGAUAUUCCAGUACGUCUCCACCACCACCAAGGUCCCUCCUCCCGACAUGACCUCCUUCCCCUACGGGACCCGGCGCUCUCCUGCCAAGAUCUGGCCGACCACCAAACGCCCGGCCAUCACGCCGGCCAAUAACCCCAAACACUCCAAGGACCCUCACAAGACGGGGCCCGAGGACACGACCGUCCUCAUCGAAACCAAAAGGGAUUAUUCCACCGAACUGAGCGUCACCAUCGCCGUGGGGGCCUCCCUGCUCUUCCUGAACAUCCUGGCCUUCGCCGCCCUGUACUACAAGAAGGACAAGCGACGCCACGAGACGCACCGGCGCCCCAGCCCCCAGAGGAACACCACCAACGACAUCGCUCACAUCCAGAACGAGGAGAUCAUGUCCCUGCAGAUGAAGCAGCUGGAGCACGAACACGAGUGCGAGUCGCUCCAGGCUCACGACACGCUGAGGCUCACCUGCCCGCCGGACUACACGCUGACCCUGCGGCGGUCGCCCGACGACAUCCCACUUAUGACACCAAAUACCAUCACCAUGAUCCCCAACACACUGACGGGAAUGCAGCCCCUUCACACGUUCAACACCUUCAGCGGAGGGCAAAACAGUACAAAUUUACCCCACGGGCAUUCCACCACGCGGGUAUAGCUUCGCCGUUUCCUCCCCCUUCCCGCCGACGCCCCGGAGAGCCAGUGGACCCCACCCGACGUCUCCACCCAAGGAAUGUUUUCCAUCCCACCCACUUAGGACAGAAACUCUCUUUCUCACACACACACACACACACACACACACAAGGGCCGUCGGGCGUCCCCGCGUCCCCGGCGGGCCCGCCCGACCCGUUGGCAUUGCCCGGUAGGACAAGACCAACUCCUGACCCAACGCCGACGUGGCCAUCCCAGCGCUGCUCCCCAGCGCUCCUCGACUCCCGCGGACGUUUCGUGGGACACCGCCGUGUCCAGGACCUGGGUGUGUUCCCCACGAAGCGUCCACGAGCCGAGACCUCUGGACCUUAGCCGGGGACACGUCAUGUGGUUUUGUGGUUUUUUUUUUUUUUUGGUUUUCUCUUUCUUUUUCGUUUUUUAAAAUUACAAUUUCAAAAUAAUAAUAAUAAUAAUAAUAAUAAAGUUCUUUAUGUGCCAUAUGCCAGAUGGCUCUACGUAAGUGAAGAGAGAGAGAGAGUCUGUGGGUGUUGACCCAGCGCACGGAGCGGUCGAUCCGGCGAGAGAAGAAACGUAGAAUUUUAUUAUCCCAAUAAAAGAACUGACUAUGCAGUAACCGACGUAUAGUUCUGCGCAAAGAGAUGUUUGGCCGGCCUGAACUAUAUGGAAGAAACUUUGUAAAAAUAAAAAAAAGAACUUGUACAUAGCCGUGAGUUUAAACACGCGCACACACACACACACACACGCACGCCCACGCGCGCCCACGGGACAGAAAACGCGGCGAAGCGGAACCACGCAGACACAGAAAAGCUUUUCUUGGUGUUUUUAGUCUGAAAGAGCUUUUAGCAAGAUUGUCCUUUCUCCAUUGUGGUCUGUAUGUAUGUAAAUAUAAAUAUAUCUAUAUAUACA
Miniopterus natalensis is the source of this 3165-nucleotide messenger RNA. The record is from RefSeq and is a predicted model, not a curated record. NCBI's taxonomy places the organism in Eukaryota, Metazoa, Chordata, Mammalia, Chiroptera, Miniopteridae.